UACGUUUCGUGCUAUUCCUCUCUCUCUCUCUCUCUCUCUCUCUCCUUGUUCGAGAGAAAAUUAAAAGAAAGGUAGCUCUUUUAUUCAAAGAUCCAAACUUUGACAAUCAAAAUUCCACACAGAACACGAAUCAAGCGGUGGAAUUCAGACAAGGGAAAGAAGAGAUAUGUCGUGUUCAUCCUCAUCUGGAUCAGAUGAAGACGAUGAGGGCUUCGAUGCUUACCGUAAAGGUGGAUAUCACGCCGUUAGAAUCGGAGACCAGUUUUCCGGUGGCCGCUACAUUGCUCAGAGAAAGCUUGGUUGGGGACAAUUCUCCACAGUUUGGCUUGCCUAUGAUACAUGUACUUCUAAUUAUGUUGCUUUGAAGAUUCAGAAGAGCUCCUUACAGUUUGCUCAAGCUGCACUUCACGAAAUCGAACUACUUCAAGCUGCUGCUGAUGGUGAUCCAGAAAAUACCAAAUGUGUUGUUCGUCUUAUUGAUGACUUCAAGCACGCAGGUCCCAACGGGCAGCAUUUAUGCAUGGUGCUUGAGUUUCUUGGCGAUAGCUUGCUCCGUUUGAUCAAAUACAACCGUUAUAAAGGGAUGGAGUUGAGUAAAGUACGGGAGAUAUGCAAAUAUAUACUGACUGGUCUAGAUUAUUUGCACCGUGAACUCGGUAUGAUUCACUCCGACUUAAAACCUGAAAACAUUCUUCUUUGUUCCACCAUUGAUCCUGCCAAAGAUCCCAUCAGAUCCGGACUAACACCAAUACUAGAAAAGCCCGAGGGGAACCAAAAUGCUACAUCAACAAUGAAUCUGAUUGAGAAGAAACUGAAGAGGAGAGCAAAAAAAGCUGCUGCUAAAAUAUCUGGAAGAAGAGUUUCCAUAGUAGGUUUAAGUGAAACACCGACAAAGACCAAGAGAAAUUUGGAUGGAAUCGAUAUGAGAUGCAAAGUUGUCGACUUUGGUAACGGAUGUUGGGCUGAUAAGAAAUUUGCCGAAGAAAUACAAACAAGACAGUACAGAGCUCCUGAAGUAAUACUUCAGUCAGGUUACUCUUACUCUGUUGAUAUGUGGUCUUUCGCUUGUACUGCUUUCGAGCUAGCCACAGGCGAUAUGCUUUUCGCUCCAAAAGAGGGAAAUGGUUAUGGAGAAGACGAGGACCACCUUGCUCUUAUGAUGGAACUCCUAGGAAAAAUGCCUCGAAAGAUUGCCAUUGGAGGUGCAAGAUCAAAGGAUUACUUUGACAGACACGGCGACUUGAAGAGGAUCCGGAGAUUGAAAUAUUGGCCACUCGAGCGUUUACUGAUCGAUAAAUACAAGCUACCAGAAGCAGAAGCACGGGAAUUUGCGGAUUUUCUCUGCCCGAUUAUGGAUUUUGCGCCUGAGAAACGACCAACUGCUCAACAGUGUCUGCAACAUCCAUGGUUGAAUCUCAGUACACAGAACAAUGAAGAUCAGAUAGAAGGUAAGAUGAGUAACAUGCAGAUCAAAGGUUGAAGAACAUCUCUUGUUCUUGAUUUUCUUUUGCUUACAAAUGAUAUAGAAACUGCUCUCUCUCUCUCUCUCUCUUGGGUUCAUUCUUUGGUUCGUUUCAAAUUUUGAAUAUUUUUGAAGGAAAAUUUGUUUGUUUGUUUGUUUUUUUUUUCCUUGUGUUGGGAGAUAUGAUUAGUGACUACUGUAUAACAAUCAGUUUCAUAUAAACAUAUAAUAUCAUCACAUUGCGAUGCA
This is a messenger RNA of Camelina sativa (false flax), 1711 nucleotides long. Lineage: Eukaryota; Viridiplantae; Streptophyta; Magnoliopsida; Brassicales; Brassicaceae. The record is from RefSeq and is a predicted model, not a curated record.